AUGCUCUUUAUGCCCGCAAUUAAUUUAUUUCUCUACAAUGCAUUCCUCGUUUAUCUGACGAAGGACAUAAAACGUAUUAUAGAGGUUCCCACCGAAUUCGUUAGCUUGUGGCAUCAAAUACCAUUUAUAGGUCGUUUUGUUGCUCCAAAGCAACCGAAGAUCGAACCACCUCAUGAAUACAACGAAUUCACGACGCCAAUUCUCUGUUUAAAUGUUGUAAUCAAUACGUCUUUGCUGCUGCCGGCCUUUGUGCAGCACCGCCACUUCAGCAUUUUGGUUGCCAUAGUACUGUUGUGGAACUUCUUCAUAUUUGAGAGAAUGUUCACGUUUAUGAUUACAUUGAUGUGGUCCCUUUGGUGGAGCAACAUUACUGGCUUCUACUAUCUCAUUAUCACGUUCUGCGGCUUUCUGAUGAACUCCAUGCACUUCUUGCUCAUACUGGAUGUCAUGAAAUUGCAGAGUGGUUGCAUUUGCAAAGAAACCCGAAACGAAGUGGAAGUGGCCGAUGAAAAUGUUGAUGAUAUUGGUGGUGAUGGCCAGUAA
Molecule: messenger RNA, 543 nt
Organism: Scaptodrosophila lebanonensis
Lineage: Eukaryota; Metazoa; Arthropoda; Insecta; Diptera; Drosophilidae
Exons: 3
Coding region: 1-543 (180 amino acids)
Source: RefSeq, a predicted model, not a curated record